Geodia barretti is the source of this 294-nucleotide messenger RNA. The record is from the annotation of a GenBank genome assembly. Lineage: Eukaryota; Metazoa; Porifera; Demospongiae; Tetractinellida; Geodiidae.
GAAUUGCACGGUUUUCCACAGUGCAGUACUUAUCGCACAUGAAAACACACACACACAUUCACUCGCCAAAAUUGCUUGAUCUAGUACAGAGCAAACCACCAAUUAUUAGCACUCUCAAUUAUCCAACAGCUACAGCAACACACCAGCAACAACAGUUUCUUGUUUGCCAGUUUGAGGCUUCCCUCUUCCACAUGCUCCUACAUCUCAAAAGCAUGCGACACUCGGGAUAAAAUUUGGACAGAGAGCUUGCAUUUGACAAGGUAGCAUGUCAGUCGAUUCAACGAAUGGUUGAGA